Molecule: messenger RNA, 237 nt
Organism: Penicillium roqueforti
Lineage: Eukaryota; Fungi; Ascomycota; Eurotiomycetes; Eurotiales; Aspergillaceae
Exons: 3
Coding region: 1-237 (78 amino acids)
Source: RefSeq, a predicted model, not a curated record
AUGGGCGAUGAAUGGGCGUCUCUUUAUUGCUUUAUUCGAUUGCCUGGUAACCGCGUUAUAAGGCGAUCACUGGUGAUAGCAGGGCCUAGUAAGUGCCCCCCCCAGAAGAAAGUCUUCAUAAUUUGGCACAAGUCCUGGUUUCUCGCUUCCAGGUUCAAAUACAAAGCCUCGGACCAAAAUGAGACUACCUAUGUCUACGCGAUGCGGUCGGUCGACCUCGAGGAAAACAUAACAUAG